Molecule: messenger RNA, 858 nt
Organism: Plasmodium reichenowi
Lineage: Eukaryota; Apicomplexa; Aconoidasida; Haemosporida; Plasmodiidae
Exons: 7
Coding region: 1-858 (285 amino acids)
Source: RefSeq, a predicted model, not a curated record
AUGAAAACAAGGUGUGUUUUUUUUUGUUUUGUUUUAAUUUUUUAUUUUCCUGUAUUAUAUUUUUUACAUAUAUUAAUUAAAUGUGUACAUAUAAAAAAAAUAAGAACAAGAUAUUUACCCUUAUUUGUGUGUAAUCACAAACAAAAAUAUGUAACGAGGAAUAAAUCUUUAAUAAAAAAAAAAUCAACUUAUUUUAAAACAUUUUUAUGGGGAUAUCCUAUAUAUGAUGAUUCACCACAUAAAUUAAGAAGACAAAAAAUAUAUCCGAAUUUUGAAUAUGGAGAACUAAGAAAAGACCAAGACUAUGAUUACGUUAUAACUACUAACCUAAGUCAAAAUAACCAUAAAGUUCCAGAUGUUGGCUACUUUUUCAAUGUUGAAGAAAUGGGAACCGGAAAAACUGACGACAUUCACACACCAAUUGAAGUAGUUUUCGGUGAACGAGAUAUCGAUUCCAAAGAGGUGGAAAAAAUUAAGGAUGUUUUAAAUACGUUCGAUCAAGGAAAUGGUUUGGGAAUUUGUACAUUGAUGGGAGCAAAAAGAGGACAUUUUGCUUUUAAAUAUAAUGGCUAUCUGGGUCACUUUCAUGGUAUUAAAAACUAUCUAAGAUUUUUAAUUAACAAGCAUUAUCCAGGCUCAAAAGUAACUCUCAUCAGUGAGCACUGGAUCGAUAAUAUUGACCAGCCAGUUUGCUUAAGGCACAGCAACAUUCCGCUUUCAAAAAUUGGUCAUCAACGGAGAUUGAUAUUUGGCAAGUACGAUUACAUAUAUGAAAAUGACAAGAAUAAGAAAAUAUACAAAGGAGAAAAUAGAAGUAACGUCUGGGCAUUUUAUAACGAUCCACAAAUGUUAACAUGA